AUGGUUCACCAGGACCCAAGCUGGGCCCCCACAGCAUGGUUCACCAGGUCCCAAGCAGGGGCCCCCACAGCAUGGUUCACCAGGUCACAAGCAGGGCCCCCCACAGCAUGGUUCACCAGGUCCCAAGCUGGGCCCCCCACAGCAUGGUUCACCAGGUCCCAAGCAGGGCCCCCACAGCAUGGUUCACCAGGUCCCAAGCAGGGCCCCCCACAGCAUGGUUCACCAGGUCCCAAGCUGGGCCCCCCACAGCAUGGUUCACCAGGUCCCAAGCUGGGCCCCCACAGCAUGGUUCACCAGGUCCCAAGCUGGGCCCCCCACAGCAUGGUUCACCAGGUCCCAAGCAGGGCCCCCACAGCAUGGUUCACCAGGUCCCAAGCUGGGCCCCCCACAGCAUGGUUCACCAGGUCCCAAGCUGGGCCCCCACAGCAUGGUUCACCAGGUCCCAAGCUGGGCCCCCACAGCAUGGUUCACCAGGUCCCAAGCAGGGCCCCACAGCAUGAUUCACCAGGUCCCAAGCAGGGCCCCACAGCAUGA
Messenger RNA from Procambarus clarkii (red swamp crayfish), 534 nucleotides. The record is from RefSeq and is a predicted model, not a curated record. NCBI's taxonomy places the organism in Eukaryota, Metazoa, Arthropoda, Malacostraca, Decapoda, Cambaridae.